UCUUAAUCAGCUAAUCCAACUCAAGACAAUAGAAAGGGCUCUCAGCUCAGCUCAGCAGCUAACAAGAAGAAAAUAAUAAUGAAAAUGCAAAUGCAAAUGCAAAUACUAGUAUAUAGAGGAGGAGGCCAUCGAGAUCUGCGUGUAACACUGCGUUUGCUUGACGGAGAAGCUUGAAGGCAAAAUUCUCAGCUCAAUCGAACGUUAGAAUUAGAAAAAUUGUGUCUUCUUCGAAUCUUCAACAGCUGCAACUACAACAGCUACUUUAGUCUUUAAGUCCUUUUGGGUUCUUUAGUCUGCGUGUUCUUGAAGAAAUGCCCUCCACUCUCUGUCCUUAAAUUUACGCCCUUUUCUCUGUUCUUCUCUCUGUUUCUCACAGCUUCAACUUCAGAUCAUUUCUCCUUUGAUGGGUGUUAUUGCUCUCGCAUUCCUGAGCAAUUUCAAGGGAAAGAAGAGGAACUGCUGAGAGUCCACUGCGAUCACCUCCAAAACAUUUCAUUAACUUUAACUCUAUGAAGAUACUCUCAUUUCUUCUGGCUUUAGCAUUUCAAUUGCUCCUCAUUUUCCUUUCCCAAACUAGUGCUGACCUAUAUUCUGACAAACAAGCCCUUCUUAACUUUGCUGCUGCAGUCCCUCAUAGCAGGAAACUGAAUUGGCAAUCUAAUACCCCAGUUUGCAGUUCUUGGAUUGGUAUCACUUGCAAUACAAAUGGCUCUCAUGUAGUUGCCGUCCGUCUCCCUGGCGUUGGACUCUAUGGUCCUAUUCCACCCAACACACUGGGAAGGUUGGAUAAUCUAACGACUCUGAGUCUUCGCUCCAACUUCUUUAGUGAAGAAAUUCCCUCAGAUUUGCUAUCUCUUCCUUCCCUUCAAUAUGCAUACCUCCAACAUAACAACUUCUCAGGCACCAUUCCUUCAUCUCUCUCCCCCUUGCUUAACUCACUUGACCUCUCCUUCAAUUCACUCACUGGCAGUAUUCCUCCCACCAUACAAAAUUUGAAAAAUCUGACUAGUUUGAACCUGCAAAACAACUCCCUUUCUGGACCAGUACCUGAACUCAAUAUCUCAAGCCUCAAACAGUUAAAUUUGAGCUAUAAUCACUUGAAUGGUUCGGUUCCAUCUGUCCUCCAAAAGUUUCCUGCCUCGUCCUUCGAGGGGAAUAAUAUGCUAUGUGGACCACCACUAAAUCAGUGUUUGGCAUUCAUGCCCUCUCCUUCUCCUUCUCCUUCUUCUCCUUCUUCUCCUCCCCCCACCUUCUUACCGUUCCCUCCAACCAACUCUAAAAAACCAGCAAAUGGUUCCAAGAAGAAAUUAAAUACAGGGUCUAUUGUUGCCAUUGCCAUUGGAGGAUCUAUGGUUCCACUGUUUUUAUUUGUGAUGAUAGUGAUGUGUUGUUUGAAGAAAAAAGAUGAAAACAACGGUGCUCAAAAAGGAAAGAGUGUGAGGAAUGAGAAACCAAAGGAAGAUUUUGGGAGUGGAGUGCAAGAUGCUGAGAAGAACAAGUUAGUAUUUUUUGAAGGUAGUUCUUACAAUUUUGAUCUUGAGGAUUUAUUAAGAGCUUCAGCUGAAGUACUGGGGAAAGGAAGUUAUGGGACAACCUAUAAGGCCAUCUUGGAAGAGGGAACCACAGUAGUUGUGAAGAGGCUAAAAGAAGUGGUGGCAGGGAAAAAAGAGUUUGAGCAGCAAAUGGAAGCAGUUGGAAGAGUUGGUCACCACCCCAACGUGAUUCCUCUUCGUGCUUAUUACUACUCCAAGGAUGAGAAACUCCUGGUUUAUGACUAUGCAACAUCGGGAAGCUUUUUCUCAUUAUUGCAUGGAAGCAAUAAUUUUGGACGAACUCCGCUAGAUUGGGAAUCGAGAGUAAAGAUAUGCCUUGGAACAGCAAGAGGGAUUGCUCAUAUCCAUUCUGCUGGUGGGGGGAAAUUCAUUCAUGGAAACAUCAAGUCCUCCAAUGUACUCCUCACUCAAGACCAAUUCCACAGCUGCAUUUCAGAUUUUGGCUUAACUCCUAUAAUGAGUUACCCUUCGGUCCCAACUAGAUGUGCAGGCUAUCGAGCCCCUGAGGUGAUUGAAACUCGAAAAUCAACUCAAAAAUCCGAUGUCUAUAGUUUUGGGGUUCUCCUCCUUGAGAUGCUGACAGGUAAAUCCCCAAUUCAAUCUACAGGGCAAGAUGAUAUAAUUGAUCUUCCAAGGUGGGUCCAGUCUGUUGUUCGAGAGGAAUGGACGGCUGAGGUGUUUGAUGUGGAGCUGAUGAGAUACCAUAAUAUUGAGGAAGAGAUGGUGGAGAUGUUACAAAUAGCCAUGGCCUGUGUAGCAAGAGUGCCAGAUAUGAGACCAACCAUGGAUGAAGUGGUUAGGAUGAUUGAAGAAAUAAGGCCUUCUGAUUCUGUGAGCCAACCAUCAGAAGAGACCAAGGGAUCAAAUAUUCAUACUCCAUAAUCAAUUUAUCCAUGAUUUUAUUACAUGUAAAUUCAGGUAUGAUGCCAGUUCAAAAACAACCUAAACUGUUUCUGGUGGUGAGGCUACGAACUAGCAAGUGUCCAUAGAGAAAAUCCACAUGUAAGUAUUUCCUCGGGGCUAAACGUUUGUCCGGUGAUGUUAUCCUUUUAGCAUUUUAGAUUGCAAAUAUCUUCUCUUUAAAUUUCUUUCUUCUCAGCAAUUAUUGUACCUGAAGUCUGGCGAUAUGUUAUCAUCCAUUUACUUGUUUUCA
Messenger RNA from Manihot esculenta (cassava), 2706 nucleotides. Its product is annotated as probable inactive receptor kinase At5g58300. The transcript is spliced from 3 exons. Gene Ontology annotation, molecular function: protein kinase activity; ATP binding; protein binding. Bases 510 to 2435 code for a protein of 641 amino acids. The record is from RefSeq and is a predicted model, not a curated record. Lineage: Eukaryota; Viridiplantae; Streptophyta; Magnoliopsida; Malpighiales; Euphorbiaceae. Gene Ontology annotation, biological process: protein phosphorylation.